Molecule: messenger RNA, 987 nt
Organism: Musa acuminata subsp. malaccensis (wild Malaysian banana)
Lineage: Eukaryota; Viridiplantae; Streptophyta; Magnoliopsida; Zingiberales; Musaceae
Source: RefSeq, a predicted model, not a curated record
AUGGCGCUAUACGGAACUUCUGACGCCUUGAUGUGCAGAGCUUUCCCGACGACCUUGAGAGGACCGGCCCGCGCGUGGUACGGCAGCCUUAAGGCGGGAACCAUCUCCUCCUUCGACCAGCUCGCUCGGGACUUCGAACUCAACUUCCUCGCUUACGCCCGCCCGAAGCCAUCCGCGGCGCUGCUCCUCGGACUCAACCAAGGGGAAGACGAAUCCCUUUCCCGCUUCCUGGACCGUUUUACGACGCAGAUCCGAGGGCUCUCGGACGCUCAUCCUUCCCUAUUAAUGCAGGCAUUCAUGAUAGGCUUGCGACCCUACAGGUUCUUCUGGUCCCUAGUGGAGCGACCCCCCACGACUGUGCCCGAGAUGCUUCAGAGGGCAAGCCAGUUCAUCGCUGCAGAGACAUGGAUGACCGGGAGACCCAGGGAACACAAAAGGACCAAGUCAGAGCCGCCUCGACAGCAGCAGCCUGCAACAUCCCGGCGUAAAUCAGACAGAUCCGACCCACCGACUCUGAGGUCCCCUCCCCCUACUUUGAAUUCAUCCCGAACGGAUAUAUUUCUUCAUAUAAGGGAGAAAGGACUGCUCAAAGAACCCUACCCGAUGAGCAACCCCCGGGCGUUGGCAGAUCAAUCGAAGUACUGUCGCUUCCACCGGCAACGGGGACACGACAUUGAACAGUGUCAGGAAUUGAAAAGACAAAUCGAAGAGCUCAUCCGCAGGGGACACCUCGAUCAGUAUCUCCGCCCGAACAAAGAAUCUUCGCCACGCCCGGAGGGGCCCGUGGAGCGACACAUCGACGUAAUAUCGGGCGGCCCCGCAUCCGGGGGGGACUCCAUGGCCCGAAAGAAGGCGUACGCCCGAGCCGCCUCAGCUGAAGCCCCCAGACAUGCGCCCGGGCCCAGUAUCACCUUCCCGACCAAGAUGCCUGAACAGGCCGAACACGACGAUGCGCUCGUGAUAUCAGCCAGGGUCGCCAACGCAUAG